Molecule: messenger RNA, 669 nt
Organism: Lentinula edodes (shiitake mushroom)
Lineage: Eukaryota; Fungi; Basidiomycota; Agaricomycetes; Agaricales; Omphalotaceae
Product: delta-endotoxin CytB
Exons: 2
Coding region: 1-669 (222 amino acids)
Cellular component (GO): extracellular region
Source: RefSeq, a predicted model, not a curated record
AUGUCUGAUGAUCCGACGACCUUCAACCAAUUCUCGAAGUUGCCGCAGAACCUUGUAAUGACUGCUAUACAGGUCAUGCAAUUUUCGGGACACUUCGUUGAUCUCAAACAGCCAAAAACAUUCCACUGGGACCAAUUCUUGGACGGCAUCAACAACUACAAAGGCAUGUCCAUUAAUUGUGUCACAUUUUUUAGAUUGAGACUCACUCUACUGGUACUAGGCGAUGACCUGACGUUCGACAAAUAUCAGAACAACACGAUCAACCAACAGUCUGCAACCGUGUCCACUAUGGUUGACAAGAUUGUCGAUUUUCUGCGUGUUGUUCUUAGCAUUGCGUUGACCAAGGAGGACAUCGAUGCCUUGACUAAGAACAUUGAUACCACAUUUAGGAACUUGAGGGAGGCAAAGGACCAUGGGUGGGCUGACUUUUCUACCAGUAACUCAUCCUCCAACUCGUCUUGGGAGUACCGAGUGCUUUUCGCGUUCCCCAAUCCCGAUCUCCCGGAUUUCUUCUACAGUCUUGUGACCACAAUCAAACUCGAGGCGGAUAUCAAGGAGGAAAGUUCUUGGUGGGGCCUGCAGCACAGUGAUCGGAGGAAUUUUGCGGCCACUAUUGAUGCAAUGGAGCUUGUCGUUUUAAGGGGCUUCAAGAAUCCGCUCAAGGCAUGA